CGCGGCAGACGAUCGAAGUACGGCGAGCGAGGAACCGUGUGUAUUCCGUGAGGAGUUCUAUCGGUAGAUCGGUGCAUACGUGCGUGUACGGACGGGUCCGACGGUGGGGGUAGACCGUCCAUACUUUGUGUGAACAUCCGGCGGGGAAUCCGCACGCGUUCCCGUACAUCCGAAGUUCUGUCGGAGAGCGAGGGAAAAAAUAAAAAAGAGGAAGGGUCUGGCGCCGAAAGAAACACAACUCUUGAGAGACCGGAGAGAAGGUUCUUUGCUGUUCCCCGACAUUCGUAUCUCAGAAAUUCUCGUAUUUAUCGUGUAUCCAGAAGCUUGAAUCGCAACUCGCCCGUACCACUGUAAACGCAUUGUUGUUGUCAUUGUUGCUCCGUUUUUCGUAUCGUUGAUCCCCUCGUGCGUGGCCGAGCGAGAGUCGCACGCAACGGUUGAAAUUUUCGGGUACAAAUAAUAAGGGUGGUGGAAAGAGGUGGAAGGACGUGACAAGCUAUAGAGAGAGAGAGAGAGAGAGAGAGAGAGAGGGAGUGAUAGAAGAACGCAGAGAGGGGGAACCUAUCAGAGAGGAGAGGAGUCAGAAACACGCCGAGCAGUGCUGCUACCUACAGGCGACGUCGAGUCGCGCUCCCCACCCGGGACAGUCGAACGAGGUCCGAAGGCGAGUUCUCGGCGUGUAACUACGGUGAUUUUCCCUUACGAGAGUGUACGGACGAGACCUCGUAGCUCUGCGAACCCGUACCUUGUACCGCGCAUAAACGUAGCCACAGUGCGCUCGAUACCGUGGUAAAUAUCGUCCUAGAUCGUCUCGUCCUUGGACCGCGUGAAGAAUAUACCCUCCCCGUUGGACAAGGAAAUCGAAAAAAACAGCUAAAGGAAGAAGGAGACGGAACGUCAGACUACACACAGUUCAAGAGAGACCGAGAGAGAGAGAGAGAGAGAUCAAGAGACUGUGUGUGUGUGUGAUAGUAAACGUCUGCUCUUUGUACGGACUGGUGCUAUCGUCAACGUCGGUCGGUCGCUCCUCCUGUACAGCAACGAACCGUGCGUGCGUGCGCCGAUCGCGAACGAGAGACGCGUCCCACGCGUGUGUGUCGCGUAUCACCGCCGCCGGUGAAACCAAGAGAAUUCGAACGAGGCAGAGGGUAAAAUAGGAUUUCUCGCGUGGUCGGUCCUCUCCAGAGGCACGCGCGGAGAGGGGUACCGCGAAGGAGCGAGAGAGGGAGACAACGAAAGGAAAGGAAAAAAGGAAGCGAGAGAUUACCCUGCUCUCGACGAAGACAGGAGAGAGGAGAGUGGGCAGAAGAGGAAGCGGGACAGAGCGCGUCGCCGGGCGAGCAACGGAGACGGGUAGUGGUGCACGGAGGCGCGUCUCUGCUGCGCCCUGACGGCCAUUCCUCGAAGCGCAGUUAUCACAAUGGCUUCCGUGAAAGACACAGCGACUUUCUUCGCGGAGGGCACCGCGAGUCAGUUCGAACACGUACUGAAGCUAUAUCCGCAGGCACUCCGACUGAAGGCGGAUCGGAAAACGAAAAAACCCGAGGAGCUGAUCAAGUUGGACAACUGGUAUCAGAAUGAGCUUCCAAAGAAGAUCAAGUCACGUGGCAAGGACGCGCACCUCAAUCACGAGGAGCUGGUGCAAACGAUGAAAUGGAAGCAAAUACGCGGAAAGUUCUAUCCGCAGCUGUCCUACCUGGUCAAAGUGAACACACCCAGGGCCGUGAUGGCUGAGACGAAGAAGGCGUUCAAAAAGCUUCCGAAUCUUGAACAGGCGAUCACCGCUCUCUCGAAUCUGAAAGGCGUCGGCACCACGAUGGCCUCGGCUCUCUUGGCCGCUGCGUCGCCGGAGAACGCGCCGUUCAUGGCGGAUGAAUGCCUAAUGGCGAUACCGGAAAUCGAGGGCAUCGAUUACACCACCAAGGAGUACCUAAACUUCGUCCAGCACAUUCAAAACACCGUCGAAAGGCUGAACAAACAGACGUCGAACGGCAAAACAUGGAGUCCCCACAGGGUGGAGCUGGCGCUCUGGACCCACUACGUCGCGUCCGAGCUGAAGCCCGAGCUGCUGGACGGGAUCCCCGGCGCCACGGAGAACGGGAACUCGCAUCCGCCCAGCAACGGGGAGGCAACGGAACCGUCGGACGACAGUAAUCAGGAUGUGGCGGUGGUGAACGGCAAGGAGCCGGGCAGUAUCGAUCCGGCGGCCAUCGACGAGAACAGCACGACCACGUCGUUCACCGAGGACUCGAUGGACAAACCGGCGACACCGAUCACGGUCGCGGUCGCCAGCGAGGACACAAACGAUUCGCUGGCGACGAACGACAACGAGGACAGCAACAACACACCGCGGCCGACCGACAGCGAGGAGGACACCGAGGACUCGCAGGACGUGCAGGACGCGCAAGAGCCGCCCACCAAGAAGAGCAAGAAGUGACCCACCACUAAUCAGGGUGCCACGAAUACGAGCAACAACGUCACCACCACCGCCCUCGUGUCGGCCGCCAAUCUAACGCUGAUCGCAGCGAGGCGUCUUAGAACAACCGCGCCGCCCAGGAUCACCGACGUAUAUAUAUAUAUAUAUAUAUAUAUAUUAUAUAUAUUCAGGGUCCGUGGACACAGACAGUAGACCCUGUUUAGCUACCAUCGCGCACCAUCACGAUCGUUUCUUGAUAAUUCUCUCCUUCGCCUCCAGCUCUUAUUUUCGUCUCCUCUUCCUCUAUCUCGCUAUGUCUCUCAAUUAACUCCACCAGUCUCUUUAUGCUCUCGGUUCCUCUUCACGGUAUUCACACGAAUAUUCUCUGCACUUUCCUCUCUUUAUUCUCGUACCUCCGUAGGCACUCUUCACCGAGAUAUUUCGUUGUGAAAUAUCAUUAACCUCGUAACACGAUGGGCUUUUAUGCUUUUUUUUUUUUUAUAGAUACAUCGGGCUCGAUUUCUGGCAGAAACAAGGGGUAAAGCUCUCGACUACAACUGAUCUUUUGGAAAAUUGAGAGAUUGUUUCUGUUCUUUUUU
Molecule: messenger RNA, 3015 nt
Organism: Dufourea novaeangliae
Lineage: Eukaryota; Metazoa; Arthropoda; Insecta; Hymenoptera; Halictidae
Gene: Amun
Exons: 4
Coding region: 1421-2437 (338 amino acids)
Source: RefSeq, a predicted model, not a curated record